This is a messenger RNA of Hippopotamus amphibius kiboko, 1988 nucleotides long. It is a transcript of the gene GORASP2, whose product is annotated as golgi reassembly stacking protein 2. The transcript has 10 exons. Gene Ontology annotation, cellular component: Golgi apparatus. Gene Ontology annotation, biological process: Golgi organization. NCBI's taxonomy places the organism in Eukaryota, Metazoa, Chordata, Mammalia, Artiodactyla, Hippopotamidae. Bases 161 to 1522 code for a protein of 453 amino acids. Gene Ontology annotation, molecular function: protein binding. The record is from RefSeq and is a predicted model, not a curated record.
GGCUGCGGCGGCGACGAUCUCCCAGCGGGCAGUGCGGCCCGGCUCUCCUGAGGUAGCGAGUGCCACGUCCCAAGUGCUACGCGGAGGAGCGGAGCGUGCGGUGAGCAGGGGGCGGGGAGCAGCGCAGAGCCCGGCCCGGCCACACUGAUCGCCCGCCGCCAUGGGCUCCUCGCAGAGCGUCGAGAUCCCAGGCGGGGGCACGGAAGGCUACCACGUCCUGCGGGUACAAGAAAACUCCCCAGGACAUAGAGCUGGACUGGAGCCAUUCUUUGAUUUUAUUGUUUCUAUUAAUGGUUCGAGAUUAAAUAAAGACAAUGAUACUCUUAAGGAUCUACUGAAAGCAAAUGUUGAAAAGCCUGUAAAAAUGCUUAUCUACAGUAGUAAAACACUGGAGCUGCGAGAGACCUCAGUCACACCAAGUAACAUGUGGGGUGGCCAGGGCUUGUUGGGAGUGAGCAUUCGUUUCUGCAGCUUUGAUGGGGCAAAUGAAAACGUUUGGCAUGUGUUGGAAGUGGAAUCAAAUUCUCCUGCAGCACUGGCAGGUCUUAGACCUCACAGUGAUUAUAUCAUUGGAGCAGAUAUGGUCAUGAAUGAGUCUGAAGAUCUGUUCAGCCUUAUUGAAACACAUGAAGCAAAACCAUUGAAACUCUAUGUGUAUAAUACAGACACUGAUAACUGUCGAGAAGUGAUUAUUACACCAAAUUCUGCAUGGGGUGGAGAAGGCAGCCUAGGAUGUGGCAUUGGAUAUGGUUAUUUGCAUCGAAUACCUACACGUCCAUUUGAAGAAGGAAAGAAAAUUUCUCUUCCAGGACAGAUGACUGGUACACCUAUUACUCCUCUUAAAGAUGGGUUUACGGAGGUCCAGCUGUCCUCAGUUAAUCCCCCGUCUUUGUCACCACCAGGAACUACAGACAUUGAACAGAGUCUGUCUGGACUAUCUAUUAGCUCAACGCCACCAGCUGUCAGUAAUGUUCUCAGUACAGGUGUACCAACAGUACCAUUAUUGCCACCACAAGUAAACCAGUCCCUCACUUCUGUGCCACCAAUGAACCCAGCUACUACAUUACCAGGUCUGAUGCCUUUACCAGCAGGACUACCGAACCUCCCUGCCCUCCCCAACCUCAACCUCCCCACCCCGCACGUCGUGCCAGGUGUCAGUUUACCAGAACUUGUGAACCCGGGUUUGCCACCUCUUUCUUCCCUGCCUCCCCGAAACCUACCUGGCCUGGCACCUCUCCCCAUGCCAUCCGAGUUCCUCCCGUCAUUCCCUUUGGUUCCAGAGGUCUCUUCCGCAGCAGGCUCAGCAGAGCUGCUGUCCUCCUUUCCACCCACCAGCAGCCCAUCCUCCGAGCCCGUCCCGACCACUGCAAGGGCAGACGCUGCCUCAGCACUCACUAUGGAUGUGACGCCCCCCACUCCCAAGGCCCCAGCCACUGUUGAGGACAGAGUCAGCGAAUCCGCCCCAGCCAGUGAGAAGCCUGUCUCUGCGGUUGUGGAUGCACAUGCCUCUGAGUCACCUUAGCUUUGGACCGGCCUUCGGAAUCGGCGUGGUGUUAUGAUUUCACCGCGGGAGCGUGUCUGGAAAUGCAAACUAUCGUUAAUUUCAUACUAGUUUGUACCGUAUCUGUAGGCGUCCUGUAAAUAAUUCUAAGGGGAAAACUAAGCAAGAGGACAUGGGCUUGUAUCCUGCUAAGUGGGGAUGGGGCUCACGGGCUGGGGAGGGAAAUGUCAGAAAGUGCUUGUAUUUUAAAACAACCAAAAAGAAUUGUAAGGGUAGCUUGCUGCCAGGUUUCCACUGCCAUUCUUGAGGGUGUACAUCUUUGGGAAAGGUGAUAACAGGUUGUCCACUAGGCUCCCUGUCCUCCUACUGUUACUUCUGUACGAAAAUGAAAUAUUUUAUGCCUAAUACCCACAUGCAACAUUUCUUGUAUUUUGUAAAUCAUUUGCGAGAAUGCAGACCACCUCACUGAACUGUGAAGGGAAAGAUA